AUGGCAGUGGAGGCCUAUCACCAUGGGAACAGAGCCAGCCAAUCAGAAUGCUCGGUUUUAAGAGGGCAGCUAUAUAAAUCAGGUCACCUCUCCCCUGAGAGGCCACAAUCACCAGAGGCCUCUCAGGGCUGCUUCCUCCUGGAUAAGCCAAUCCCACCACCCCCUAUUUCCCCCAAGGCAGAAGAAGGGGGGUCUUCUGCCUGUGGUCCUCGGGGGACAGAGGCGAGCCCAUGGUCAACUAGCUCAGAUAUCCAGCCACCCAGACAGCCAAGCUAUGCAGCAGCACUUCGGGAGUCCCUGAGAGCCUCCGGGAGCACCCUGACAUGUGCCCGCAGCCAGCAGAGCCUGCUCCAUAGCAUGCUGUACCCCCGACUGGAAGACCAAAGUAAUGCCAGCCUGGGGAGCAGUGGCUACACAGGGGAUGAGGAAAAUAGUGACCUCAGCCUGGUAGGCAGCCGUCGAGUCCCAAGGUUGAUCAGAAAACUCACCAUCCACGUGGGCAGCUCUUCAAACAGUCAGCUGAGCGCUGCGUACUCUCCCAGACUGCUGAAGAGCUCCCGGCGCAGCCAAAGCCAAGGUCAAGGCCCUGGCACCAAGCAGGCUGGAGGACAGCGAAACCAGCCAGCCGGGCAGCAGUAACAGCAGCCUGGGCAGCAGCAGCUUCAUCAGCCCGGGCAGCAGCUUCCUGACUUACCAGGUAAGCAGUAGCGGGCUGCUCAGUGUCUCCAGCAGCCAGGCCGCCAACCAGACCAGCAGCCAGCAGAGCCUCUGCCCCAGCAGCAAGGGGCAAAGCGCACUGAGCAGCAGCACUAAUCUUCAAGAGGACAAGACAGAGGAGGGCAGCACGAAAAACAGCGGUGAGGGACCCCAGGGCACGCAGCCUGCGCAGAUGCACAAGCCUUUGUAAGACUCCAGCCCUGAGAUGUUAGCUGCCACAGGUUCUAACUGUCACAGAUACAAAGGCCCUGAAGGUCAGGACUCCCCACAAGAGGCUGCCAACACCAUAAGAAAGGCCUUUAAAACUUGUGCACUGUGUUGAAGCCUUCAAGGGAGAGUCCUAUCUCUCUGCAGCAGCCAACAGCAGGCAGACCACACAUGGCAGCACAAGAAUGUGGAACAACAUCUACACUGAAGGUCAGUGGUCAGUGGCGAGGCACCUCUAUCAAGAAGAGCUGCCAGCUAGAAGAGUUGCAGCAAGAUCCAUCUAGGCUGAGACCACAGCUGUAGGGACCACUGCUGUCGGGACCACCACUGUCAGGACCACCACGGUCAGGACCACUGCUGUCGGGACCACUGCUGUCGGGACCACCACUGUCAGGACUACCACGGUCAGGACCACUGCUGUCGGGACCACCUCUGUCGGGACCACCAGCAGUGACAACAGUACCGUGAGCCUCCAUGACAGAACCAUCCACAUCUGUAGUGAGCCCCACAGUGGCAGAACCAACAGCACAAAACCCUUCAGUUGUGCCAAUCGCAAGCUGUAUUAAGAACCAUCAGAAGCUAGAACUUUCUGCCAUGGAAUUGUCCUAAAUGGUGAGCACUGUUGACAACCAACACCAAGCAGGAUGAACUCAAACCAGUACCAACCCUGGCACGAGUGUCCACGUCCAGUGCCAUCUGGAGGAAGCACCCUGCAUAGGGAGCCAUGGCCCAAGGGAGCUCAGUGCCCCCUAGCUCUGUACCACACACUGUCCACAGUGGACACGGCUCACAGAGCACCCCCCAUGGCUCCCAAUACCAACCCCAGCAGAGCACAACCCACAGGACUGUCUGUGGGCUAGGCAGUGAAUGCCACCAGCCCAGAAACAGCUGUCUAGAGAACACUGGGAACUAUGUCAAAGGACCCAGCCCUGAAGAGUACCACAGAUGGAAGCUUCCACUCCUUUCUGUGCUCUGCUCUAGGCUACGGCAGCCCAGAAUCCUCCCUAAGAGUGGAGGCUCCCGGACACCCACUCAUGCCUCUUCGUGGUUCUCAGAGAGGAAGGGAGAGGCAUGGGGGCAAGAGGAGGAGCCAGGAACUGUCCUUCAUUCACGUGGUUGGAACUGUGCUUCACGUGGCAGAUAAUGCCACAACAGUUGCUUAGUGGUGACAGAGACCAGCCCAGCCAAGACUAGCAAGGCAGGUGCUCUGGGCCACUGAGUGAAUGUCACCCAAGUGGGUGGUGGGAAGGCUGAAGUCAGCUCUGCCCCUGCUCAGGACCAACAGCCCCUCCCUGAGCUGACCUCAUCAGACCUUGGGGAGCAAGAGGAUCCACAGGGGAAGAGGCCACAGGCAGCCUAAAGACACCCACUGGGUACCAGAAGGAAUGCUG
Messenger RNA from Octodon degus (degu), 2315 nucleotides. RefSeq names its product chromosome unknown C16orf82 homolog (gene CUNH16orf82). Lineage: Eukaryota; Metazoa; Chordata; Mammalia; Rodentia; Octodontidae. The coding region runs from base 1 to 639 and encodes 212 amino acids. The record is from RefSeq and is a predicted model, not a curated record. The transcript has 2 exons.